Messenger RNA from Aspergillus pseudonomiae, 1431 nucleotides. Its product is annotated as magnesium transporter. Gene Ontology annotation, molecular function: magnesium ion transmembrane transporter activity. The record is from RefSeq and is a predicted model, not a curated record. Bases 97 to 1137 code for a protein of 346 amino acids. Lineage: Eukaryota; Fungi; Ascomycota; Eurotiomycetes; Eurotiales; Aspergillaceae. Gene Ontology annotation, cellular component: membrane. Gene Ontology annotation, biological process: magnesium ion transport. The transcript is spliced from 8 exons.
CCCUGCUGGUGCUCGGCGUCAUUUUCGCUCGCCCACUCACAUUAAUCCUCUCAAUUAUUUCUCUCCCCAGUCCAAUGUCAGACGGCUUUGGUGAGCAUGGGAGCACAUGAUAAAUUCAUUGGCCUCGCACUGGCUGUGCUGGCUUCGUUGGCCAUUGGUUCGAGCUAUGUCAUCACCAAGAAGGGCCUUGUACAAGCGGCGGAGAAAUAUGGCUUCAGUGGAGAAGGAUUCGAAUAUCUGCGAAGUCCUCUAUGGUGGUGUGGGAUGACCAUCCUGAUAUCGGGAGAGCUUAUGAACACAGCCGCAUACGCUUUUGCUCCAGCAGUGCUGGUCACUCCGCUCGGGGCGCUCAGCGUACUCAUCAGCGCCUUGAUGGGCGCAUACUUUCUCAACGAGAAUAUCCAAGUCCUUGGUAAGCUCGGAGCCGCCAUCUGCCUUUUGGGAUCAGUAUUACUCGUCCUCCAUGCGCCGGGCGACAGAGACAUCCAGACCAUUGAGGAGAUCCUGCACCUCGCCAUUCAACCAGGCUUCCUCAUCUACUGUACCCUCGUCACCGUCUUCGCCAGCUACAUGAUCUACAAAGUCGCCCCGCGACUGGGCCGGACGAACCCGCUAGUCUACCUAUCGAUCUGCUCCACCGUGGGAUCCAUCUCUGUGAUGUCCGUCAAGGCCUUCGGAAUCGCCAUCAAGCUCACCUUUGCCGGCGACAACCAGUUCACCCACGCAUCCACUUACGUCUUCUCCCUGGUCCUGGUAGUCACCACGCUAACCCAGAUGAACUACCUCAACAAAGCAAUGGGCGAAUUCCCCGCGUCUCUAGUAAACGCAAUGUACUACGUCGGCUUCACAACCUGCACCCUCACCGCCUCCAUCAUCUUCUACCAGGGCUUGAACACCAGCGACUGGACCAGCAUCACCUCCAUGAUGUGCGGCUUCCUCCUCAACUUCAUCGGAAUCUCCCUCUUGACCUUAUCCAAAACAGGGCAGGAGGCCCGUCCGGAGUCCGUCUGUGCCCUGAGCAUGCGGUCCCUCGACUUGUCCCAUGGCCGGUACGAUCAUGUGCGAUCCAGCAGCGUCGAUGUUCCCCGGGCCCUGGAGAGGAGGUCGUCUGGCCUGGAUGCCGCGGAGCGGCAAUAGUGGUGGACUUGCUAUCUUGGGGCUAAUUAUUUUGUUGCACUUUUCUUUUGUUCGUUUUUCUUUGUACUCCCCAGGUCGAGGGAUGCAGUGCUAGAUCGACCACCACGCUGAGUUUAACUGCAGGGUUGGAAGUAGCUUCGGGCUUUCGGCGAGAAUGCGAUGGGCCACUGGUGGGUCUGUCGGGCGUGUUUGAAAAUAUACCCUACAUGUAAAAUUUCAAUGUCCCUGUGGACGUGACAUGAUAUAUAUUUAUAUGUGAAAUAAGAGAUUAUAGAACGAUCUUGAAUUUGGAAA